GCGGCGGCCCCGCCCCCAGCUCUUAAGGCGCGAUCCGCCUCCUGCGAGCCGACUCCGCAGCCCGAGCCCGGGGCGGGGAGACGCGGACUCACUGCCUCGGGACCCCAGGAUCCCCUCCGGCCCGGCCGGCCGGGAAGGACUGAGGCCGCGGCCCGCCCCGCCCGGCUCCCGCCGCCGCCGCCGCCUCCCGGAACCAGAAGAUGCGCUCCAGGAUCCCCCCACCCCUGCUGCUGCUGCUGCUGCUGCUGGCCCCGGGGCCUGGGGUGCAGAGCUGCCCAUCUGGCUGCCAGUGCAACCAGCCACAGACAGUCUUCUGCACUGCCCGCCGGGGGACCACGGUGCCCCGUGACGUGCCGCCGGACACAACGGGCCUGUACGUCUUCGAGAACGGCAUCACCACACUCGACGUAGGCAGCUUUGCUGGCCUGCCGGGCCUGCAGCUCCUGGACCUGUCACAGAACCAGAUCGCCAGCCUGCCCAGCGGGGUCUUCCAACCGCUCACCAACCUCAGCAACCUGGACCUGACUGCCAACAGGCUGCGAGAGAUCACCAACGAGACCUUCCGUGGCCUGCGGCGCCUCGAGCGCCUCUACCUGGGCAAGAACCGUAUCCGCCACAUCCAGCCUGGUGCCUUCGAUGCACUUGACCGCCUCCUGGAGCUCAAGCUGCAGGACAAUGAGCUGCGGGCGCUGCCUCCACUGCACCUGCCGCGCCUGCUGCUGCUCGACCUCAGCCACAACAGCCUCCCUGCCCUGGAGCCUGGCGCCCUGGACACCGCCAACGUGGAGGCACUUCGGCUCGCCGGCCUGGGGCUGCGGCACCUGGACGAGGGGCUCUUUGGCCGCCUGCGCAACCUCCAUGACCUGGAUGUGUCUGACAACCAGCUGGAGCACGUGCCGCCCGCCAUCUGGGGCCUCCGGGGCCUGACGCGCCUGCGGCUGGCUGGCAAUACCCGCAUUGCCCAGCUGCGGCCUGAGGACCUGGCUGGGCUGGCAGCCCUGCAAGAGCUGGACCUGAGCAACCUGAGCCUGCAGGCCCUGCCGCAUGAGCUCUCAGGCCUCUUCCCCCGCCUGCGGCUCCUGGCGGCCGCCCGCAACCCCUUCAACUGCGUGUGUCCCCUGAGCUGGUUCGGCCCUUGGGUUCGGGAGAGCCGCGUGGCACUGAUCAGCUCCGAGGAGACACGCUGCCACUUCCCGCCCAAGAAUGCCGGCCGGCUGCUCCUGGAACUCGACUACGCUGACUUUGGCUGCCCGGCCACCACUACCACAGCCACGGUGCCCACCACGAGGCCCGCAGCCUGGGAGCCCACCCUCUCACCUUCCAGCCUGGCUCCCACUUGGCUGAGCCCCACAGAGCCUGCCACGGAAGCACCUAGCCUGCCCCCCGCCGCCCCACCCACUGUGGGGCCUGUCCCCCAGCCCCAGGACUGCCCAACAUCCAUCUGCCUCAACGGGGGCACCUGCCACCUGGAGGCGCGGGGCCACCUGAAGUGCCUGUGCCCCGAGGGCUUCACAGGCUUGUACUGUGAGAGCCAGGUGCAGCAGGGCCCAAGGCCCAGCCCCGCCCCAGCCACGCUGAGGCCGCCCCGGCCCCUGCCCCUGGGCAUCGAGCCUGCGAGCCCCACGUCCCUGCGGGUGGGCCUGCAGCGCUACCUGCAGGGCAGCGCCGUGCAGCUCAGGAGCCUGCGCCUCACCUACCGCAAUCUGUCGGGCCCCGACAAGCGGCCGGUGACGCUGCGGCUGCCCGCCUCCCUUGCUGAGUACACGGUAACCCAGCUGCGGCCCAAUGCCACUUACUCCAUCUGUGUCAGGCCCCUGGGGGCUGGGCGGGUACCCGAAGGCGAGGAAGCCUGUGGGGAGGCCCGCACGCCCGCUGCUGUCCGCUCUAGCCAUGCCCCAGUCACCCAGGCCCGUGAGGGCAACUUGCCACUCCUCAUCGCCCCUGCCCUGGCGGCCGUGCUCCUGGCUGCGCUGGCUGCCGUGGGGGCAGCCUACUGUGUGCGCCGGGGUCGGGCUGCAGCAGCUGCAGCUCAGGGCAAAGGGCAGGUGGGGCCAGGAGCUGGGCCCUUGGAGCUGGAGGGGGUGAAGGCCCCCUUGGAGCCAGGCCCCAAGGUGACUGAGGGUGGUGGGGAGGCCCUGCCCAGUGGGCCUGAGUGCGAGGUACCGCUCAUGGGCUACCCAGGGCCUGGCCCUCAGGGACCCCUACCUGCUAAGCCCUACAUCUAAGUCCAGGAGUAAUGGACCACCUGGGCCGGGCUCUCAGCCCCACUGGGACCAGCCAGCACCCUCCAGCUGCCAGAGCAAGGAAGUUCUCAGACGCCUAAGACAAAGACACGUUGUGGGAGUGGGGGCUGUUUGAGCGCAGCAAGUCCCUGCCCCUCUCUGGACCUCGGUCUCCUCAUCUGUAAGAUGCUGGGACCCAGGUGAUGACCUCUAAGGUCCUCCUGAGCCUGAGUGCCUAUGAGGACGACUUCUGCCCCGUCCUCUGCAAUGUGCAAGCCCUGGGGCAGGGCUGGGCGGGGCCGGCCUGCUGUGUGCUGGUAACACAGGCCCCCCACCCCAAAGAGACUCUGGGGGCCAGUGAAGGAAGCCGCCAGAAAGCAAGCAGAGGGAGAGUGGGUUUGGGAAUGGGGCGUGUGACCCCAGCCUCAGCCCCAGGGAGCAAAGGAACAAAAGAAACUGGAAAGAAAGAUGCUUCAGGAACAAGUUUUGCUUUUGUUAAAAUAUAUUUAUAAGAAAUCUUUCCCAUUUAUUCUGGGAAAAUGUUUUUCAAACUCAGAGACAAGGACUUUGGUUUUUGUAAGACAAAUGAUGAUAUGAAGGCUUUUUGUAAGAAAAAUAAAAGAUAAAAUAAAAAGAGUGUGUUCUGGCAUGGCGCAAGGGUACCUGAGCUGGGUGGAGGGAGGAUGGGGGUACAGGCUGGGCAUAAGAGGACAGCCCUCUCUGUGGGGAAGUUAGGGGCCAGGACCCCUCUCCCCAGCGGGCACGAGGCCCUGGUCAGCAUCCCCUGGGCUUGGGCGUGCUGCUGCUGUGGGCCAUGCCAAGAAUGGCAGCCCUCUCAGGUGUCCAGUCCUGGGCUGUGUCCGCCCAGCCUCCAUUGAGGUGCCCAGGCCAGUCUCCCAGGCGGAAGCAGGGCCACUUCCAACCUGGGGCAGCCUUACCCUACCCAGGCCAUCUUCUGCCAGCUGGAGCUCAGUGUUCCUGCGAGAGGCUAGGAGGCUCACGGCAGACACAGGCCAAGAGGGUCCCAGAGGGUCCCUCCUCAGGGAUGGGUCUGACAGACAGUUCACUGCCCGCCUUCCUCUGUGGAGGGGUACUUCAGCUGUGUCCUGCCAGGCCCUUGUGCAUGGACCCCGCGUGACCAGCGAAGCCCUUCCUGUAGUCCCGUUGCCCCUCCACAUGGGCUCAUGCUGGGAACCUUGCUCCUGGCCUCCUGCUCCAGCUGCAGAGAAGGGGCCUUGGUGGAGGGGCACACAGAUCCUGAACGGUGGGAAGCCUCUGUAGGUAGGGAGGGAGGGGCCGAGCCAGGGCUGUUAGGUGGCCUGGGGACAGGACCAAAGGUCAGGGUCAAGCUUGCGAAGGCCAGGGGCCUUGUGAUGCCCCUUUACUCUCUGCACUUGGGAUGUGCCUGGUCUUUCCAGAAACCCCGGAAGUGGGAGUGUCCUCCAGGAAGGCCACAGGCCGAGGUGGAGGCAGGGCCAGGGAUGCCGAGUGCAGCUCUGGCCUGGAUCGGGGUGCUGGGAGCUUGAGGACAGUGACAGAAACACACCACCUCUUCCUAGGACCCUCGGGGUGGGAGGGGAGGUGGGCCCUGGUGCCUCAGAGAAGCCCUGCAAAGGCUGGAGUGAGCCUCCCCGAGGCCCCAUACCCAUAUGCCUCCACGGGUCAUGACCCUUGGCCCCCAGCCUCACCCUGGCAGCAAGGACGCAGCCCAGCCAGGCCUGGGGAGCAGGCCCUGAGGCCUGGGGCGUUGAUGUCAGCGCCGAGUCAGGCCUGGCCACGCGAGGCUCUGGAUUCAAUUAGCGGCUGCUGAGGGUUCUGGCACAAGAAGGGAGGAGGCGGGCGGUGGGUCACUGUGGGCAGAGGGUGGUGGCAGUGGGCCUGGGUGGGGGCCCUUCUUCCUGAGGCAGUGGCGGCGGCAGCAGCCCAGGUGGAUUUCCUGUGGGCCUGGGUCCCAUUAGGGGAGCAGCUAUGGCGAGGCCUGCCCUCCCCCUCGCUGCCCCAUCAAAGGGGCCAUUGUGGGCCUUUGGCCACUGCCAAACACGGCGGCUGCUGAAUAAAUGUUUUCACUGCAAAGCCAAACCUGGCCUAGUAGGACGGCAGGGGAUGGGGUGGGGUGGCAAGACCCAAAGAAAGGGGGCUAGCCAGCCCUCCCAGAAAAGGUAUUUGAGGUGUGCCUCAGAUCAGGGGCCAAGGAAUGAAGAGGGCCAGGGGCUGGGUGGGGGACCAAGCCAAGAUGCAGCCCCUGCCCAAGACAAUCCCAAUGGCUCCGGGCCCGGACCAGGGGGACGUGGAGAAAUGCCAGCCCCCAACUGUUGGGUCCUCGCUGCCGCAGGCCCUGUGCCAUGUGGGCUACAAAUCUCCUGCUUCAUGCCCAACCACCUUUCUACAGAAGAGAAUGGCAGGCUGGGAGAGGUGAGACAGCGGCCUGCUCAAGGCAGGCAGGGACAGGGUCCCAACUCCCUGGUCCAGGAUGGGGUUGCCAAGUCAUGGGAUAGGGCUUGGGCAUCUAGGAGAGGGGUGGGGCCAUUGUGUGCAGCAGAGGCUACGAGGGGGAGGGAGGUUACCAAUCUCCAGGGAAUAUGCUGGAGUGUGGGGCCAGUGCCUUUGGCUGAUGGCUGAGCCUGGGGUUCGGGGUCUGGCAAGGGGUGGACACUUCAGUGUCAGGAAGCAAAGACAGGAUUCCAGCCUCCACCCUGCAUGGGCUUGCUGCUCAGGGGACCUCAAGAGAGGAUGGACUUCUCCAGCCUCAGCUGCCUCUUCUGUAACAUGAGGGGAAACAUCCCUAUCUUCCUGUGGCCCGAAGCCAACAUAGCUGACCACUCACCCAGCCCAGAAGCCCCGCACCUGAGACAGGUGGUGUUUCUGCAUCUCAGACUGGAGCAUGAGCUGCUCCUUGAGUGCCAGGCCCUGCUGGUACCCCCACACCUCCACCCUGCGCUGAGCACAAGGCCUGACACACAGGAAGUGAAGGGCGGACAUCUGCAGACCCGCCCCUGAGCCCAGCUUUACCCCGGGCUAGGACCCCGAUGCCUUGCUCCUCCUAGCGUGGCUCAUCUUCCCUCAGUAAGGUACACUGCACAAAUGACAGGGAUGAGCAGGGAGGAGGCCACAGGUGGGAGCAGCGACAGAGGCCCCUGGGAGGGGGGGGCCUAGCUCUCCCGGGGAGAGAACGGGGAGGGGCAUGUGCCUGACCUCUGACCCCCUGUAGCUCUUACAAGAACAUAUACUGUUCUGCCCAAAUUGAGAUGGAAAAUCUGUAAAAUAGAGGACAGCAAGGGGGUUGUGGUGGAGACCCAGGGCUGUGCCCACAGUUAACACUCCACACACUUUCCAUCUUCAGUCCAGUCCACUCGGCAGCCCCCGACACUCCAGGGGGCCAGUGGAGGGUUCUGGCUUCCAAGGAGCCUGGGAGGGCAGGGGAUCUGCCACCUCUCAGGCCAGCCUGGAGGCUGACAUGAAUCCCUGGCAUCCACCAGGGAUGUAGAGAGCUGGAGAGUCCCCAUUCCUCUGUCAAGGGUGUGGGCCUGGUGGGGCAGGGGCCAGAACUAGUGGAUGGAGGAGGCGGGACAAUGGCCUGGCUGCCCAUCUGGGAGUGAUUUGAAAAAUUCCAGGCCUUGCUGGCCCUGUGAGGCUAUUCUUAACUGCUAUAAUUACAGGGGCAGCCUUGGCCAGUGGCACCGUGGGGUCUGGGCAUCGUUAACUCCUCCAGGGGCCAUGCUGGGGCUGGGCCCAGGCUGCUCCACGGGGGAGGGGGACCCAUCCCAGACCAGGGCGGGCCUGGAAGGCAGGAAGUAGUGGGCGGAGGAGCACUUGAUGGCUAGGGCUGCGUCCCUUUGCUUGGCUGGGUCAGCUCCCUCCCUCUGCUGGGGGCCCUGUAGAGAAGGGGUUAUCUGGCCUGGGGAAUUGUGGAGGAUGAGACACCAGCACAGCAUCAGGGCCAAGGGAGGGACUGCUGGACAUGGAGCCAGGAGGCCCAAGAGCUCCGAUUUCUCCAGCACAAGGGGGUCCUAGUGACUCGCUCCUGAACCCCCAAGCGCCCAGAACAGGCAGGAGCCUCACACCCACUGUGUGGUUCUGAGGAAGGCACUGGAUCUCCCUCAGCCUUGCCUCUCUCAUCUGCAAAAUGGGCCUCGCCAGCUCCCCAGCCUCUCCCUGGGCUGUAAGUGAGGAUGCCGUGGAAGAUCACUGCCACCCUGACCGGCACCUUCUCUGAAAGCUCUCACCCGGGUGACACCCUGGCAGGAGCUCUUACGGUACUUAGCCUUCCCCACCCAAGACAUGACCCUCGCUGCUCCCAGGGCUUGAACAGGCCACUGUGCCCACUGAGACUUAGAUUCCCCAGUUGCGAAACAGAAGAUAAAGGGGCUGGACAGAUAGCUAAGGACCAAGGUCCUCUCCCAGCUCUGACCUUUGCAGAUCCCUGCCUGAGGGUGGAGGCGGUGUCCAGCGAGGCCCUCUGUGAGUCCCGCCGAGCAGAGCUAAGGCUUCAAAAUGAGGACUAGGUCCCCAUUCCACCUGGCCCAGCCAGGCUGAUCCCCCACCCUCCUCAGCUGUGACAUGGGGGACCAUCACUGUAGGCCUCCUGGUGCCUGAGCUGGGUGAGCCUAGGCCAUCCUUGCACAGAGCUGGCUUGGCCUGGACCUCAUGGGCACUACCACAAACCCUCCUGCACAUACUUCUGGGGAGGAUGGAAGGAUGAGGUACCCUUGUACUCCUAGGCUACCUGGGCACCCCCUGCCCCAGGACAACCAGGGACAGGAGAGUGGCUGGGGCUGAGGAGGUCUCACUGAGUUGGUGAAUCCAAGGCCUACCUCCCUCUGCCACUCAUGUCUCCCAACCUGCCAGCCCUCUGUCCCCAUGUCACUUCAUGUGACCUCAUGUCCGCCCUGCUAUCACAGCCUCAGGUCUCCUCGGCCCUCAGCCCCACCAAAACACCCACAGCAAAAUCGAGUGCAUUCCUGCGUUUCCCACCAAUGUGUCUGCCAGGUCACAGUCCCCUCCCCAAAUGCCAAAACACACCAGUGUGAGUCCCCAGGCCGGAAUACUUCUCCAUAACCACAGGCCCAUUCUGCUGCUAGGGCCACAUGCGACGGGGUCAGCCGGGCUUACCUGCCCAUGUGGGGCUGUCUCGCCUCCCUGCUGGUGAAGCUGCAGGGGGCUUCUGCAGAUCAGGCCAAGUGCAGGCUUCUUUUUCAAUACACUGAGGCCUAGCUCAGGCUCCCCAACCACUCUGGUGAUCAGCCCUCCCAGACAGGAGCUGAGCGGGGCGAGGCUGCUCUGGCUGGAUCGGGCCUCCAGCUCUGCAGGAGGCCCCACCACGGCACAUCAGGGGCCCUCACCAGCGGGGCUCAUUCACGGACCUGGCCUCGAGACAUCAUCUGGGUCCUUGACACCCACCCCAGCCUGUCCCAACAUGCAGCC
This is a messenger RNA of Equus quagga, 7643 nucleotides long. It is a transcript of the gene VASN, whose product is annotated as vasorin. Gene Ontology annotation, molecular function: protein binding. The transcript is spliced from 2 exons. The record is from RefSeq and is a predicted model, not a curated record. Gene Ontology annotation, cellular component: plasma membrane. Lineage: Eukaryota; Metazoa; Chordata; Mammalia; Perissodactyla; Equidae. The coding region runs from base 201 to 2225 and encodes 674 amino acids.